Molecule: messenger RNA, 489 nt
Organism: Adineta steineri
Lineage: Eukaryota; Metazoa; Rotifera; Eurotatoria; Adinetida; Adinetidae
Source: the annotation of a GenBank genome assembly
AUGGAUGGACUUUAUUUGCCUGAUGGGCGUCAACUUGCAUUAAUUGAUCGUGAUUGGAUUCUUGACGAACUACCACAUUUAGGUAAUCCAGACGAUAAUUCAGACGCGAAUUAUCUACUUGCAUCAGCAGCAAUCGCUAAUAGUGGUACUGGUAUAGUACCUGGAGGAGGAGGAGGAGGAGGUUCAACUAGUCGAAGUACAUCAGGUAUUGGAACAGGAAGUAGUACAUCACACGGAGCUACUGUACAUACAGGUACUGGUGCUAGUACUGGUGUAGAUAGUACAGGAACUAGUGGAAAUACAGUAAUAAAUCAUUACGUUACAAGUGGUGCUCAUAAUCAUAGUUUAUUAUAUAAUCCAGACGAAUUUGAAGGUGAUUUAACGUUACUUUCGGAAAUUGUUGACGAAACACAAAAUAAGUGGUCUGAUUUUGGACUUAAUCAAUUAUUAACACCAUACGCACGUACAAUUCGUCCAACAUUUAAAUAA